This is a messenger RNA of Capra hircus (goat), 1246 nucleotides long. RefSeq names its product succinyl-CoA:3-ketoacid coenzyme A transferase 1, mitochondrial-like. The coding region runs from base 1 to 1155 and encodes 384 amino acids. Gene Ontology annotation, molecular function: succinyl-CoA:3-oxo-acid CoA-transferase activity. Gene Ontology annotation, cellular component: mitochondrion. The record is from RefSeq and is a predicted model, not a curated record. The transcript is spliced from 4 exons. Lineage: Eukaryota; Metazoa; Chordata; Mammalia; Artiodactyla; Bovidae.
AUGGCUAAAGGCAGGCAUUCCUGGGGGAUAAAUGGAAAGAAAAGAGUGAGAGAUCAUCAUUCCUUAACAUCAAAAGGAGUAAGAGCAGAAAUAAAGAUCUGUGAAAGUGAUGAAGAAAUGCCAACAGCACAGAUUAAGCUUGGAAAUGUGACAGUCACGUUGGCAGCCAUUGUACUGCAGCUGUUAAUAGUAGCAAUUCUAAAGCAAUUUAGUAACUAUACUUUGAAUCAUAAAAUUAUAAAGGAAAUAUUUGGCCUCAAUAUAUACUACUCAGGCUUUGGUGAAAGCCUGGAAGGCAGACCGAGCUGGAAAUGUGUUUUUCAGUUUGAAGAAAUUGUCGAUGUUGGAUCAUUUGCCCCAGAAGACAUACAUAUUCCUAAGAUCUAUGUACAUUGCCUUAUAAAGGGAGAAAAAUAUAAGAAAAGAAUUGAGCGUUUAUCAAUCCAGAAAGAGGAAGAUAUAAAAACCACAUCUGGUAAACCUGGAGAUAAUGUCAGAGAAUGUAUCAUCAAGCGGGCAGCUCUUGAAUUUGAGGACAGCAUGUAUGCCAAUUUGGGCAUAGGAAUACCACUUUUGGCCAGCAACUAUAUCAGUCCCAAUAUGACUGUCCAUAUUCAAUGUGAAAAUGGAGUCUUGGGUUUGGGUCCAUACCCAUUAAAAAAUGAAGUUGAUGCAGAUCUAAUCAAUGCAGGCAAGGAAACAGUUACCAUUCUUCCAGGAGCCUCUUAUUUCUCCAGUGAUGAAUCAUUUGCAAUGAUUAGAGGGGGACAUGUCAAUCUAACAAUGCUAGGAGCCAUGCAGGUUUCCAAAUAUGGUGACCUGGCUAACUGGAUGAUACCUGGAAAGAUGGUGAAAGGAAUGGGACGGGCUAUGGAUCUAGUGUCCAGUGCCAGAACCAAAGUAGUGGUCACCAUGGAACAUUCAGCAAAGGGAAAUGCACAUAAAAUCAUGGAGAAAUGUACAUUACCUCUAACAGGAAAGCAGUGUGUCAACCGUAUCAUUACUGAAAAGGCUGUGUUUGAUGCGGACAGCAAGAAGGGUCUGACUCUCAUUGAACUCUGGGAAGGCCUGACAGUGGAUGGCAUAAAAAAGAGCACUGGGUGUGAUUUCACAGUUUCACCAAAACUCAUACCAAUGUGGCAGAUCUCAACUUAAAAUGUGUAGUAAACCACUGUUCUAGGCCUUGUGCUCUUCAUUUUAACCACAUAGGAGUUUAUUAGAAGGACAUCAGUAAUAAUUGUAUAUC